UAAAGCCCCAACCCUGAUUUCUUUCAUUUCGUCUCAAGCCGUCAGAACGAAACCCUACAAGCCCCAUCUUCUCCUCUUCUCUUAGCUCAAUUUAAGGUUGUGGUGAAAAUGGCGACCGUGCCAGGACAGUUGAUUUGGGAGAUUGUGAAGAAAAACAACUCCUUUUUGGUGAAGGAGUUUGGAAAUGGAACUGCCGGUGUCGUUUUCAGCAAGGAGCCAAACAAUCUUUACAACCUUCACUCGUAUAAGCACUCUGGGUUGGCAAACAAGAAGACUGUCACCAUUCAAGCAGGCAAAGAUCAGUCAGUGUUGCUUGCGACAACAAAGACCAAGAAACAGAACAAGCCUGCCAGUUUGUUAAACAAGUCCGUCAUGAAGAAAGAGUUUAGCCGUAUGGCCAAGGCUGUUUCAAACCAGGUGGCUGAUAACUAUUACAGGCCCGAUCUGAAGAAAGCAGCUCUUGCAAGGUUGAGUGCUGUGAACAGGAGCCUUAAGGUUGCCAAAUCUGGUCCUAAGAAGAAGAACAGGCAGGCUGUUAAGAUCCCUGGUAGAAAGUGAAGCCGCCAACGAAUUGCCUCGAACUGCUAUGCUUUUUUGCGUUCACACCGAGUUCCAGAAGUUUUAACUAUUUCCAAUUGUUUUUUGAACUAUCUUAUUAGUCUGAUUGAUAAUGCUAUCUAAAUUUUGGAUCAAAACCGACAUUAAUUUCCCGCAUGCUUGUUUUUCUUUUACGGAUUCAGCGAGUUACAGAUGGGUUUUUGUUUCUACACUGUUGAUAUUUGUGUCCGGCAUCUCUCUCAGUUGUGCAAAGAAAACCUGCAAAGAGCAAGAGGAAUCAGUUGGCAUGAAUUUGACCACCCAUUGAUUACGAGUCUUGAAUCCACCACUGGAUGAUGCAAUUUCCAACUACUACGAGUGUAAUCCCUUGGACAGAUUUCCAUUUUAAGAUGUAUCAAAUGUUUUCAAUUUUCUGAGCAAUCUUAAUUA
This is a messenger RNA of Olea europaea var. sylvestris, 987 nucleotides long. Its product is annotated as 60S ribosomal protein L28-2-like. Bases 109 to 558 code for a protein of 149 amino acids. The record is from RefSeq and is a predicted model, not a curated record. The transcript is spliced from 4 exons. Lineage: Eukaryota; Viridiplantae; Streptophyta; Magnoliopsida; Lamiales; Oleaceae. Gene Ontology annotation, molecular function: structural constituent of ribosome. Gene Ontology annotation, cellular component: ribosome; cytosolic large ribosomal subunit. Gene Ontology annotation, biological process: translation.